Molecule: messenger RNA, 945 nt
Organism: Perognathus longimembris pacificus (Pacific pocket mouse)
Lineage: Eukaryota; Metazoa; Chordata; Mammalia; Rodentia; Heteromyidae
Product: olfactory receptor 502-like
Exons: 1
Coding region: 1-945 (314 amino acids)
Biological process (GO): G protein-coupled receptor signaling pathway; sensory perception of smell
Cellular component (GO): membrane
Molecular function (GO): G protein-coupled receptor activity; olfactory receptor activity; odorant binding
Source: RefSeq, a predicted model, not a curated record
AUGGAUUCCCAGAUGGAUGGGAACCACACUGCAGUGACAGAGUUCAUUUUAUUGGGCCUAACUCAUGAUCCAGUCCUUCGAGUCGUCCUCUUCAUCAUCAUCCUGGGCAUCUACCUGGUGACUGUAUUGGGAAAUCUCUGCACAAUCCUUCUCAUCAGAGUCUCCACUCAGCUCCACCACCCCAUGUACUUUUUCCUCAGCCAUUUAGCUUUUGCUGACAUAGGCUAUUCAUCUUCUGUUACACCUAAUAUGCUGGUUAACUUUCUGGUGAAGAGAAAUGCAAUCUCCUACUUAGGAUGUGGCAUUCAGCUUGGGUCAGCUGUUUUCUUUGGGACAGUUGAAUGCUUUGUUCUAGCUGCAAUGGCCUAUGAUCGCUUUAUGGCCAUCUGCAACCCCCUGCUGUAUUCAACCAAAAUGUCCACAGGAGUCUGCGUGCAGUUACUUGUAGUUGCUUACAUAGGAGGUUUUCUAAAUGCUUCCUCCUUUACCCUUUCCUUCUUCGGUUUAAUCUUCUGUGGACCCAAUAGAGUUAAUCAUUUCUUCUGUGAUUUUGCUCCUUUAGUCAAGCUCUCCUGUUCUGUAGACAGUAUUUCCAUAGUUAUUUCCACUUGUUCUGCGGGAUCUAUAAUUUUGUUCACAGUGAUUGUCAUAGCCAUCUCCUACAUCUACAUCCUCAUCACCAUCAUGAAGAUGCACUCCACGGAAGGACGCCACAAGGCCUUCUCCACCUGCACCUCCCACCUCACUGCGGUCACUCUAUAUUAUGGGACCAUUACAUUCAUUUAUGUGAUGCCCAAGUCUAACUUCUCUACUGACCAGAACAAGGUGAUAUCUGUGUUCUACAUGGUGGUGAUCCCCAUGUUGAACCCCCUGAUUUACAGUCUGAGAAAUAAUGAGAUAAAGGGGGCAUUGAAGAGACAGCUUGGUAGUAAAAUAUCUUUUUAG